AAGUCCCGCCCCUCUUUAGAAAGUAAAUGGUAGCCCGGAAGGGUCAAAAGAGUCCGCGAUUUCGCCGAGUGAAUUGCUUUCUGCGGUUGGGGAGAUCUACUCUUCUAGAGCUCGAGCCAGCGGGGCGACCCUGCAGUGGCAGGACUCGGCACCGCGCCCUCCACCGCCGGUUGGUGGCCUGCGUGACCCUUUCCUCUCGUCGACAUCGGAAGGAAGCCAGACGUGGGCGGGCAGAGAGCUUCAUCCCAGUAGGAAUGGCAGCCCCAUCUAUGAAGGAAAGACAGGUCUGCUGGGGGGCCAGGGAUGAGUACUGGAAGUGUUUAGAUGAGAACUUAGAGGAUGCUUCUCAAUGCAAGAAGUUAAGAAGCUCUUUCGAAUCAAGUUGUCCCCAACAGUGGAUAAAAUAUUUUGAUAAAAGAAGAGACUACUUAAAAUUCAAAGAAAAAUUUGAAGCAGGACAAUUUGAGCCUUCGAAAACAACUGCAAAAUCCUAGGCUAUUCAUAAAGAUUGAAAGUCUUCUUUCUGGACAUUAAAAAAAGCUCCACUGACUAUGGGACAGUAGUAGUUUAAAUGAUAGUGAACCUCAGUACUUGUUCCCUGUAUCCGACACUUGAUAAUUAAGAUGAUCAAGAACCAGAUCUGUGAAGAAUUGAAAUAUAAUGGUAUUUAGUAAGAAAUCUCUUUUUAAGAAAGAAAGUAAAACCUGUUAUAAACACAUG
This is a messenger RNA of Rhinopithecus roxellana (golden snub-nosed monkey), 720 nucleotides long. RefSeq names its product cytochrome c oxidase assembly factor 6 homolog. The record is from RefSeq and is a predicted model, not a curated record. The transcript is spliced from 3 exons. Gene Ontology annotation, cellular component: respiratory chain complex IV; mitochondrion. Gene Ontology annotation, biological process: respiratory chain complex IV assembly. The coding region runs from base 27 to 494 and encodes 155 amino acids. Lineage: Eukaryota; Metazoa; Chordata; Mammalia; Primates; Cercopithecidae.